Meloidogyne enterolobii is the source of this 1407-nucleotide messenger RNA. The record is from the annotation of a GenBank genome assembly. NCBI's taxonomy places the organism in Eukaryota, Metazoa, Nematoda, Chromadorea, Rhabditida, Meloidogynidae.
AUGCCUCUAGGAAAUGAUGUUAGCGGUACAGAAAAGAAAGGCCCAACAGAAGAAGUUGAUGAUGAAUUCGUUUGUGACUCUGAUGAGCUACUUCCUUUUUACACAUACAGGGAUUUAUAUCUUCGUCCCAUUCACAAAGUUAGAAUACAGGUGGAUCUUCCCAAGCUACGACAGUUGGGACAAUCAAUUUCUAAUUGGGAAAUUAGAGAACGACUAAAGAAAAUGCUUGGAAAAGUUGAGUUAUCCGAUUUCAAAGUGCAAGAAAGUACUCUGGAAGAAGUGGUUUUUGUGGCUACUGUUAAUACUGGCGUCAACGCAAAAACUGCAAUUAGUCUUUUGAAUGGCAUUACCUUCCGAGCUAUUGGCUUCACAGAGCCACUAUCGGUUAAAGCAGAAUGUGCCAAACCCGAUUUUCCAACACGAAUUGAUUGGGAUGCGUUCUUUGCGUCAAACAAAAAUUUGGAUGAAAAAGAACCAGGAGAACGGCCAGAUACAGUUUAUAUAAGUGGAUUGCCAUUCGACUGGUUCAAGGACCCAAUUGAAGGCUCUACUGAAAACACUUUCAAACACAUUUUUGCCGAAUAUGGAGAAGUUAUUUGUGUGGACAUUCCUCAAUGCGAUCCAAUACGAAAGGAGAUGGACCAGGAAAUUUCAGGGAUUCAGCUUUCUUCUUGGCUACUUGGACAAGAUCCAUUCUUUGAAGUUUAUAUUCAAUUUCGAGAAUAUGUUAGUUUUGCACAAGCUAUGGCUUUUCUUGGAGGUAAAAAUUUGGUACAGAAAAAUCCAAAUGGAGAAAUUCGAGAAGCUAAAAUUAGGGUUGAUUUUGAUCGGACAUCUCAUUUGAGUAUUAGAAAGAUUACUCAACGAAAAUUGCGUCGAAUGUGCCUUGAAUACGAGCGAGAUAAACAAGAACAAAAGAAAAUGGAUGAAAGCAAAAGGCUAGAGGAAAUGAUUAGAGAAGAGAAGGAAAAACGAGAUAGAGACGAACGUGAACGUGUUAUGCGUGCCUUACUUAGGGCUGAGAGAAGACAACGAAUGAGAGAGAAACGAGAUUUUGAACAAUUACUGCGAAAAAAAUUAAAACAUCGACUUACUCAUAAAUUGGAAAAGAUUUGGAAGGAACGUCAAAAAGGAGCAAAAGCACUUCUUCGACAUGAAAAACAACAAUUAGAAAAACAACGUUUAGAGGAACAAAAAGCUUUAGAAGCACCAAUUCAUGAACUAGCAUCUGCCUUUGUUCGUGAACAAGGACUUCCAAUGGAAGAAGAAAUACGUCAAAGAAUAUUGCGAAAACAAGAAUUAAAGAUGAGAACAAGGAUAACAAGUCGAAUGAUAACUGAAUGUGCAGCAGAAACAAAAAGAAAAGGUUAUAAAAGGAGUCAAAUGAAAAUAGUUUUUGAAAGAUGA